This is a messenger RNA of Hippocampus comes (tiger tail seahorse), 686 nucleotides long. RefSeq names its product defender against cell death 1 (gene dad1). The coding region runs from base 105 to 446 and encodes 113 amino acids. The record is from RefSeq and is a predicted model, not a curated record. Gene Ontology annotation, biological process: protein N-linked glycosylation. The transcript has 3 exons. NCBI's taxonomy places the organism in Eukaryota, Metazoa, Chordata, Actinopteri, Syngnathiformes, Syngnathidae. Gene Ontology annotation, cellular component: membrane; oligosaccharyltransferase complex.
UUGCACUGUGACCACUUCCGUGUUUUACGGACACGUCGAGCUUCUACGGCGCUGAAUCCUCCAUUGAAGCCCGCACUUGACCAAAUAAUUGAGCAAGCGCAACGAUGUCGGCCUCAGUUGUGUCAGUCAUUUCUCGGUUUCUUGAAGAAUACGCCGCUACGACGCCCAAUAAGUUGAAAGUGGUGGACGCAUAUUUGUUGUAUGUCAUGCUGACGGGAGCGCUGCAGUUCCUCUACUGUCUGCUCGUUGGAACGUUCCCCUUCAACAGCUUUCUCUCUGGCUUCAUCUCGUGUGUGGGCUCUUUCAUUCUCGCAGUGUGUCUGCGUAUCCAGAUCAACCCACAGAACAAAGGAGACUUCUUGUCAAUCUCACCAGAGAGAGCCUUUGCUGACUUUCUGUUCGCCCACACUGUCCUGCAUCUCGUCGUCAUGAAUUUCAUCGGUUGAACAUAUUGCUUUAAUUUGCAGUAUCCCCUAUGAUUGAAGAUGCAGAUGAGGAGAAGAUGCAACAGAAAGUUCACAACAUGUAUCUGCUUUUGUACCAUUUAGCGGGGGAAAAAAUAUCACGUUCACAAUUUCUUACAGAUCAUGGUCGGAAUCCCUUUUUUUUACGUUUAAAUUUGUUAACGUUCCCUUGCGCUGAGGCAAAGAAAUAAAAAAACGAACUGUGAAAUGUUGGUGUCUUGA